Messenger RNA from Tribolium castaneum (red flour beetle), 4238 nucleotides. It is a transcript of the gene Asap, whose product is annotated as ArfGAP with SH3 domain, ankyrin repeat and PH domain. The transcript has 15 exons. Gene Ontology annotation, biological process: positive regulation of GTPase activity. Bases 224 to 3337 code for a protein of 1037 amino acids. Gene Ontology annotation, cellular component: cytoplasm. The record is from RefSeq and is a predicted model, not a curated record. Gene Ontology annotation, molecular function: protein binding; GTPase activator activity. Lineage: Eukaryota; Metazoa; Arthropoda; Insecta; Coleoptera; Tenebrionidae.
AGUGUGUAAUAGAAGUGAUCAACAAUCUCUGAAAUAGCAAAGCAAUGAAUGCAAUAUAUCAAUAAAUAGUUUGUGAUAAUGGAUGUGCGGGUGCGAAAAGUGCAGUGAAAUAUUGGAAGUGCGUCUGGUGGUGGUUUUUACGAUGUGUUGGUUGCGUAAAGCUCUUACGAGCACGUAAAAAGUGAUAAACUGAUGCUAUUUUGACUUAUUUCUAUUAGAAUACAUGAUGCCUACGAUAGUCGGAGUUGCCGAAUUUGUAAAAGAAACUAAGGAUGAUUACCAUUCCCCAAUUACUUCAACAUUUGUGUCUAGAAUGCCACAAUUUAAAAAUACCAUUUCUCAAUUGGAAGAGACGCUGGAUUGCGAUCGAGAUGGGCUGACUAAAAUGAGGAAAGCAAUUAAGGCAAUCCACACAUCUGGAAACGCACAUGUCGAAAAUGAAUUUUCAUUGAGUAAAGCUUUGGAAAAACUGGGGAGUAAGGAUCGGGAGGAUGUGAUAGGAGAAGCUUUCGAUAAGUUUUCGGUGGUAACAAAUCAGUUGUCGCUUUUGAAGAAAACGUUAAUGCAAAAUUUGAAUAACAUCGUUAUGUUUCCUUUGGAUAAUUUAUUGAAGGGUGAUUUGAGGGGCAUAAAGGGGGAUUUGAAACGGCCGUUCGAUAAAGCAUCGAAGGAUUAUGACAGCAAAUAUGCCAAAAUAGAAAAAGAAAAGAAGCAACAAGCCAAAGAAGCGGGUCUAAUUAGAUCAGAAAUUACAGCAGCAGAAAUAGCCGACGAAAUGGAAAAAGAACGGAGAUUAUUUCAGCUGCAAAUGUGUGAAUAUCUAAUCAAAUAUAAUGAAAUUAAAACCAAGAAGGGUAUUGAUUUGCUCCAAAACUUAGUAGAAUAUUACCACGCUCAAAUCAAUUAUUUUCAAGACGGAUUAAAAACAAUCCAACACUUUGGAUUCUACGUAGCCGACCUUAGCGUAAAACUACAGAAAAUCAAGCAAGUGCAAGAUGACGAGAAAAGAAAAUUGACGGAUUUACGCAACUUAAUUAAAUCAACGCCAAGUAUCGAAAAGGAAGUGAGUUUACCGGCUGAUAAAGGCGCUGCCGGUUACUCGUUACACCAGCUCCAAGGAGACAAACACCACGGUGUGACAAGAAGCGGCCACCUACUUAAAAAAUCCGAAGGAAAAAUGAGGCGAGUCUGGCAAAAAAGAAAAUGUAGAGUGCAAGCCGAAGGUUAUUUAGAAAUCUGUCACGCUGAUGAAAGUAAACCACCCACUAAAGUAAAUUUGCUCACCUGCCAAAUAAAAGUUGUGCCUGACGAUAAACGCGGCUUUGAUUUAAUUUCAUACAACCGGACGUAUCAUUUCCAAGCGGAAGACGAAGCGGAUCAACACGCUUGGAUGUCGGUUUUAAUCAAUUGUAAAGAAAUGGCCCUAAUGAAGGCUUUCGAUAAUAGCGGAAAAACGGGGAGUGAUAAAGUCAACCAUAGUUUAAUUGAGUUGCAACAGGCGAUAAUACGGUAUAUACAGAAAAUUCCGGGGAAUGAUCGCUGUUGUGAUUGCAAUUCGCAAAAUGAUGCCACUUGGUUGUCGACCAAUUUCGGUAUUAUUGUCUGUAUCGAGUGCUCAGGUAUUCACAGGGAUUUGGGUGUACAUAUUUCCAGGAUUCAGUCUUUGACUCUUGAUAACGUUGGAACUAGUCAAUUGGUCCUCGCUAGGUUUAUGACAAAUCAUAGUUUUAAUGAUGUGAUGGAAGCUCAGUUGUCACCUAAUGAAAAACUCGAACCGUCCAGUUCUAUGGAAGAAAGACUUAAUUUUAUUAGGGCGAAAUACGUAGACAAACAAUUCGCUGACAAAACGUGUGACAAUGAAAUCAAAAAACUUUACUAUUUAGAAGAAGCGGUUAAUAACGGAGAUUUAGGUUUACUUCUACAGAUGUUUGCCGAAAAUGUUGAUUUUGGUGCUACUUUGCCCUCCUCAAAGAACGGCGAAACGGCGUUACAUCGAGCGAUUCUGAACGAGAAUGGAAGAACGUUACAUAUAGUUGAUUUUCUCAUUCAAAACAUGUCCAGUUCAGCGAUUGACAAAGCAACGAGUCCUCCCUCCGAUUUAGAAAAUUGUGGAUCCAACACUGCUCUGCAUUUAUGUGCCAUUUACGAUAAAGUAGAAUGUAUGAAGCUUCUAUUACGAAGUGGUGCUAACGCUAAUGUUAAGAAUUCACAAAACAAAACCCCGAUGGAUAUUGCUCAGGAGUUGGGCCAUCACACGUGUGAAGAUCUGCUCAUGAACACUGCAAAUAGGCAAAAGAACUUCUUCGAUAAUAUUAAUAUCGACUGGAAUUUAUCGCACGACGAUGGUUCGACCGAUUUUUCGGACGAUGAAACAAUAAUAGAGGAUAGGAAUGGUUCCUUAACACCAGAAAAGAAAAACCGUUCACGCCCACCUAGUUAUACAGGGGGCGAUUCGCCAGUAACUUUAAGGUCACGAUCGUCCACUUGUGACAGUUUACAGUUAGGAAGUAGUCCUAAUAGUAACAGUAGGCAAAUGCCACCACCACCACCCCCACAGGCUCGGAAACCUGAGUUUUUAGUCCAUUCGAGUUUAAAGAAGAGAGUGGCGCCUCUUCCACCGCCCCCAAAUUCAAUGCAGUUACAAUACGGAACAUUACCUAGUAGCCAUAGUCGAACACCAUCCGAUCCUAUAGCAGCAGGCUACCAUACCUUAAGUCAUACCCAUAAGCGUUCACCGAGCAGUGAUUCAAGCUCAGGUAGAUCUGUGAUACCUAUAGGAAAUAAACUAGUCAUAUCUUCAGAUUGUAAGAGCUCUGAUAAAUUGGGGAUAGUUCGAAGGCCACAAAAUCCUCCUCCACCAGCUCCAAACCCUUCGAAUCGUCUUUCAAACGGUCGUUCAACGGAAAGCAUUUCUUCGAUGGCAUCUGAUGUUGAUGUCCCAGGACAUAAUCCCGUACCACCACCAAGAAGGAGGAGGUACAAGUUACAUUUGGAAAGUUGUGCUGAAGAGAAUGAUGUUUCUAUCCCGGCAUCAGACUCUCCUCCUCAUAGAGUAUCAUCUAGUCCAAUCUCUACAGGAUCUCUUUGCUCUCCACGCUCAAUAAUCACUGGAAGAUUACCUUACACACCAAACGGAAGCAAUGGGUUGCGAAGGUGUAGAGCUUUAUACAACUGCAGUGCAGAUAACGAUGACGAAUUAUCGUUUAGUGAAGGAGAAAUUAUAAUUGUUAUAAAUGAACACACAGAUGAUGAGAAUUGGAUGGAAGGAAUGGUCGAGAAUGAACCUGAGAGAAAGGGAAUGUUCCCUGUAAGUUUUGUUCAUAGAUUACCCGACUAGUAGUUUUUUUAACGUUGAAAAAUCUGUUGAGUAUUAUUAAAAUUUAAAGAUUUUUAUCUAUCGGUUCAAAAACUAUUUGAAGCCAUAUUCGUCACGUAGAAAAUGACUAUAAAUUUUCUGCCAUACUUUCUGUAUUUAUUUUUUUAUCGUGAAAUUCGUAUUUAUUUAGCGACAUACAUGGUUCAGUGUAUAUAUAAUUUAUAAUUGUUGUGAGCCUGGAGAUGUUUUGUUCCUCAGAUUAUUAAAUUUGACUGAUGUACCUAUUUGUCGCUUGUUUACAUUACAUAAUAUAAAAGCAUGUUUGUGUAUAUAAAGUCAUAUUUUUCUAGAAAAAUUAAUUUAUACAAGUGAUCGCCUGUUAGAUUCUCAAACCAAAGAAAAGUCUAUCGUUCUUAUGCAGAUGUAGUAUUUAUAGCUAUGAUUAUAUAAUUGCCAGUGUACAUAAUAUAAGAUAAGUGUAUUUUAGGUAAAUGAAAUAUUUAUUUCGCACAAUAAUCUGGAAUGAUUUAUUUGUAUCACUUAUUAGGAACAUAUCGAAAUUUAUUUACAGUAUUGUUUGGGCACAAACAUGCUAUUAAACCGAUUUAAUGGCUUUUGAUGUACGUAAUAUAUUUCCUGUAACUAAUAUAAUUAGCCAGAAUGUAUUGUAGAUACGUCGAGUUUUAUUAAAUACUCAGUAUACAGUCAUUGAUUGUUCAAACAAAUGCGCCAAGUCUUCUUCUGAUUGUUCCCGUGGUGCCAUCUUGGUAAUGCGAUUCUGAAAAACGUAAUAAUUUAUUCAUAACAAUGUCAUUUUUGUUUGUAAUAGUAACAUGUAAACAUAACCUAGGAUAAGACUUCAUAGGUUAAGCAACCAGUGUUCACCAGAAGACUACAUGUCUCAAUAAAACAUUAGAUUAUU